UAUUAUGCAUCACGCUGCCCAUCACGAAGUACGCCCGAGUUUGUUUCUUACUGACCCUUACUCUGAUUGUUAACGUUCGAAAGGCGUGCUACUGAGGUAUCCUAACCAGUUUUGAUCUCGUUGUAUUUAACGUACAGUGCGUAAAUCCACUCGCUAAAACCAUGUCGAAAGAUCAAGAAAUGGAUGACCAUUUUGACGCAAAACAGGAUAAGGUCUAUGAUGAUGUAUUCAACCUCAUCCCUUCGUUUGGCCGCUACCAGAAGAUCGUGUACUUCACGACUUCAUUCUUGAAUUUCCUUUUGGGCCCGCAGUUUGGCCUGUUGGUGUUCGCUAUGAGCAGCCCUCGUUUUCGCUGCACCACUCCCAAUAUAACGUGCGAAGUUAAUAAAUGCUGCCAGAACUGUACUUCUUAUGCCUUUGAUGAAGGGCAGUUCACGUCUAUCGUUACCGAGUGGAACCUGAUCUGUGAUCGCGCCCAUAUUGCUGCCACCAUUCAGUCGUGUUUCUUCGCGGGUAUGCUGAUAGGAUCUAUCAUCGGUGGUUUGGUGUCUGAUGCGUUUGGUCGACGAACCUGCAUGUUUGGAAGCUGCGUCUUAUUGGUUGUGGUAGGAGUAGCCUCGUCGUUUGCAGAUUGUCUUUCCCUUCUGGGUCUUCUUCGAUUCUUCGUCGGGUUUUUCCUUGCUUCGUUCAUGCUGUCCGCAUAUAUCUAUGCUAUUGAACUGUUAGGCCCUAAUCGUCGCGCCAUGGGAGGUCAAAUCAACCACGUAUUUUGGUCGCCUGGAUACUGUGUCACGGCGCUGUGGGCGUACUUUAUUCGCGACUGGAGAUACCUGGUUCUUGGCACAACAUUACCACCUAUUCUGUUUUUCCUCGCUUGGAAAGUAUUCCCUGAAUCUGUUCGUUGGCUGAUCGCUCAUAAUCGCCUUGAUGACGCGCAGAAGACUCUGAUGAAAUGUGGUGGAAAGGACGGCAAGCCUUUGAAUAAAGAAGAUGUGAGGAAUAUCGUCGAAGAGAUACGAAGAGACCAAGUGGAAAGAGAACAAAAGACUGAAGCCAAAAAAUACUCGGUAUUGGAUCUCUUUCGGACACCGAAACUGCGUAAAAGAUCGAUCAUUCUUGCUGUGAAUUGGUUUGUAGUUGCACUGGUUCACUUUGGGUUCUACCUGUAUGUCAACGCCCUUGCAGGUAGUCUCUACAUCAACUAUGCCAUCAUGAACAGCAUCUAUGUCCCUCAUCUCUUCUUGUGUUGGUUCUUAAUGCAGAGGUUUGGGAGGCGGCUUCCUUACACUUUUUAUAUGAUCGGUACGGGUGUUUCAAGUCUCCUCAUCUUAGCCGUACCAAAAGAAUAUCCCAUUGCUGUAACCGUGCUGGCUUUGAUCGGCAAGACUAUGAUAACCACUGAGUUCUCCAAUGUGUAUCUUUUCACUGCAGAACUCUAUCCGACUCUUGUCAGGAAUAGCGGGAUUGGACUGGGCUCCAUGAGUGCUCGUGUUGGUGGAAUCAUAGCCCCCUACAUUGUCAUGUUGUCACAACUGCCAGGGUUGAGCUUGACUUUGCCAACUACCAUAUUUGGGGUGAGUGCAAUGGUUGCUGGGAUCCUGUCGCUAUGGUUACCCGAGACUCUAAAUGUCAAGCUGCCUCAGACGAUCGAAGAAGUGGAAGCGACGAAAGAGAUCUUUAAAGUACCCGGAUGUUGUGGUACAAGUAAGUCUUUUGAACCAGAAACAAUUUCAUUGGAGCCUUCGAAAGACGCUUGAAACAUCAGGAUUGGUCAAGAAAACUGUAAACAAGGACAUAGAUUUAAAUAAUAAUAAGUUUUUCUGUUAAUGAAUCUUGAAAAAGCCAGGCGUUCUUUGUGGGGUUUGGGGAGGCUUGGCGAACGCCUGGCUACGCAGGCUAGAAAAAGAGAGCAUCUAAAUUUAGCGAAGCAAGAACUAAGCAAGUGUUUCAGUUUCGUAACUGCAGUGUAAGUGUGCCCAGGUAUCAAAAAAUGUACAAUGAUAAAGACUAAAGAAUAUUCAAAACCUUUUAGAUUAAACAUGACUGAUAUUUAA
Actinia tenebrosa (Australian red waratah sea anemone) is the source of this 2054-nucleotide messenger RNA. RefSeq names its product organic cation transporter protein. Lineage: Eukaryota; Metazoa; Cnidaria; Anthozoa; Actiniaria; Actiniidae. Gene Ontology annotation, cellular component: membrane. Gene Ontology annotation, molecular function: transmembrane transporter activity. The record is from RefSeq and is a predicted model, not a curated record. Gene Ontology annotation, biological process: transmembrane transport.